UUUUCCUCUUUGAUAUAUAUUUUUUCUUAACUCUGGUUAUGUCUGUUGUACUUUCCUACAUGCUCCUUUAUUCAUAUAUUUCCACUCCCACACCCAAUUACACUUAGUUAUACACACACACACACACACACACACACCCAAAUCAUACUGGCUGUUAUGUAUGUUUUGUUGGUCUUUGUAUUUUUAUUUUGCAUUUAAUUUCUUUUCUGUAAUUAUUGUAAUUGUCUGUUCGCAUAAUAAAAAAUAAAUAAAUAAAUAAAAUAAAAAAAACUUAUAUAGCUUUAAAACACAUGGAAAUAAUAAACUUUCAUGAUGAAGAAAAAAAAAAAAAUGAAAGCAAUUGUCAAAUCCUACCAAUCCUAUUGGCCAGCGACAGCCUAUGACGUCAUCAUAGCGCGACCCAGAAGUAUAUAAGGGGUGCCUAGAGAACCAGUCAGUGUCUUUUCGUCUUCAGGGACUGUUUUGUCUGUUUGGCGAUUGCUUCGAAUCCGGUAAGAAAGUAUUUAUUAUGUCUGACAAACGUUUCAGAAAGUGUGCUGAUCCCUGUCCCAGGUUUCUGACUUCCGGUGACACACACAAUCUGUGUAUUUUCUGUCUGGGGGAAGAGCACGCACGGACAGUGCUUGAGGGUGCUGUCUGUGCGAAUUGUGAGCGUCUACCAAUGAGAACACUCCACUCUCGUCUGGCCCUCUUCUCGAGGGGAGAGGAGCUGGCAUCGCUACCUGAUGGUUCUGGCCCCGCUCGUGCUGAGGCUCGAGAAGGCAUGGAAGAACCCAUAUUCGGCUCGUAUUCAUCUGCAUCAGCGGGCGAAUUUCACUGAUUUGGAGGGAUUGAGCUAACAUGGGUAUGUGUCGAUCCCCCCUAUUCACGUUCGUGAACUAUCUUGUCACUGGGCAGACCCCGACACUGAAAGCUCCGGUCCUGCCUUCUAAUCCCCUUAAAGUGACCUCUCGCUUGAAUGGCAGGGCAUACGCAGCAGCGGGUCAGGCUGGUGCGGCCUUACACACCAUGGUGGUGUUACAGGCCUACCAAGCUGACUUGCUGAAGGAUCUGGAUCAGGGACAGGGUCUGUCCCCUGAGGCGGUAGAAGAGCUGCAUCACACCACGGAUCUGGCUCUCCGGGCCACUAAGCAAACCGCUGCUUUGAUUGGAAGAUCGAUGGCAGCGAUGGUGGCCACGGAGAGACACCUGUGGUUGAACCUGGCUGACAUCGAGGAGAAAGAAAAGGGCUUUCUCCUCGAUGCACCGGUUUCGCCCUCUGAACUUUUUGGUACCUCCGUCGAGGCGGUGGUGGGAAAGUUCGGAGAGAGGCAAAGGCGCGCUCGACGGCGUUUAAGAAUUGCAUACCGCUCAGAUCCAAUCCUGGGCCCAGACAGACAGGAGGUCCUGGCCCGUCCCGAUUUAAGAAUCGGAGACAGGGCCAGAGGUCCAGUGUUGGCGGGACUCUAGGAAGAAGAAGCAGGAUCUGAGGGAGGUAAUCAACCACAGACGCCAGCAGCGUCAGUGAUUGGUUUCCUCUCUGCGUGGGUAGUUCACUUCUACCCUCUCCUCUCUUCUUCCACCUCCUGGUCAUGGAAUUUUAAAAUAUAACACGCUCAGGCUUUUUCACAGUCAGGCUGAGGACAGGGCCCAUGAUGAAUAUAAUUCUGAUGGCCCACCUUCUGACUUGAUAGUAAAAAGGCUCCUUUAGGCUUAAACGGACCCUAGACCCUUACACGAUAGGAAAAGGACCCUUCCAUCCCUCACACGAUAGGAGUCUUCGGUCUUCGAGCCGCAGGAAGAACAUAAGUAAAGAGUCUCUCUCACCAACAUGAGUUGGAGCUUUCUCACUCGACUACUGGAGGAAAUCCACAACCACUCCACGUUUGUGGGGAAAGUUUGGCUGACUGUCUUAAUCAUUUUCCGGAUCGUUCUGACUGCAGUGGGUGGUGAAUCAAUCUACUCAGAUGAGCAGACAAAGUUCACCUGCAACACUAAGCAGCCCGGCUGCGACAACGUAUGCUAUGAUUCCUUUGCCCCACUCUCACAUGUUCGGUUCUGGGUGUUCCAGAUAAUCAUGAUAUCCACCCCCUCGGUCAUGUAUCUGGGUUAUGCCAUUCAUAAGAUUGCCCGUACCUCAGAGGAGGAAUGGUGCAAGAGACAGAUUUAUCAAAAGAGAAACCGCCACAGUCAGUGGAGAAAUGGACACCACCUAGCAGAGGUCUGUGGAAAUGCAGAGGAGGAGGAGGAGGAUGCAGAGCCAAUGAUCUAUAAAGAAGACACUUUGGAUGUGCAGGAAGUCAAACCAGAGACAGACAAGGGCAAAGGCCAAGAUCCAGUGAAGCAUGAUGGUCGCCGUAGGAUAAUGCAAGAAGGCUUGAUGAGAAUGUAUGUGCUUCAGCUUAUAUCCCGUGCCAUCUUUGAGGUGGGAUUCCUCACGGGUCAGUAUCUUCUUUAUGGCUUCCGUGUUAACCCUUCAUAUGUCUGCAACAAGAUCCCAUGUCCGCACAGAGUAGACUGCUUUGUUUCACGACCCACUGAGAAGACCAUCUUUUUACUCAUCAUGUAUGUGGUGAGCUGUCUUUGUCUGCUGCUCAAUGUUUGUGAGAUGUUCCACUUGGGGAUUGGUGCCUUCCGUGACAUUCUUCGUAAACGUCGAAGCCAGGACCAACGACCUUCCUACGGCUACCCUUACUCCAGGAACAUUUCUAGUUCUCCACCAGGGUACAACCUUGUGGUUAAAUCUGACAAACCAGGUCACAUUCCCAACAGCAUAAUUUUACAUGACCAGAACAUGGUUAGAGUGCUUCCAGAACAGCAUUGCACAAGUCCUGAUGAGAAUAUUCCAUCUGACCUGGCUACCUUGCACCACCAUUUACGAGUAGCUCAGGAACAACUCGACAUGGCGUUUCAGACAUACAACACAAAAAACGCUCAUAUUUCCAGAACUAGCAGCCCUGUAUCUGGGGGCACAAUGACUGAGCAGAACCGUGUCAAUACAGCUCAGGAGAAACAGGGUGCACGACCUAAAGCAAGCACUGAGAGGGCAGGGACAAUAAUAAAAAAUGGAAAGACAUCUGUGUGGAUUUAAUGGCAAACUCUUACCUGACUAGUUGAACCAUUAUCCACAGAAAACAUUUUGCCCCUGCUAAUGCAAACUACAGUUAGUGAGGGGAUGACUGAGCAUCAUGUCCCCUGGUUCUGUUGAACAAUAAACAAAAAUAAAUAUACUGUAGAAGGGUAGUAUUCAUUUCCAUUCAUUUCUUUCUUUACAAUGUUGUAGUGUUCCCCCUUUCUGUGAGUAAUUCUUAAUGUGUUUUUAAUUAAUGCUACAUAUAUUAAGUGCUAAGUUUCUCUAAAUUCCAAUGCAUGCAAGUGUAUUAACCAUCUUUAAUGGAUCAUUGAUUUAAUGAUUUAACUAUAUAAAAACUAUGUAAGAACCCCUAUGUAUCUACUCCAUUCAAAUAGUCUCAUAGCUGUACUCACAGCUGUAAGACAUAGCUGUAAGCUGUAAUACUCAUAGCUGCGAGACACAUGUUCUUGUCUUUAUGUUAUCCUAUUGUUAUUGGUCUUCCAAACCCAAACGAGCUGCCCACCUAGCCCUAAGUUUUAAGGUAUUUGCAUGCUGGUGAAAGCUGUUCCAGUCAGUAAGCAACAAGACUAUGCUCCUUUAUAAAAUUCCUAAUUUAGCAACAGCAUCACAUGUGUACUUUGUGGAUAAAGCAAUCCCUGAAUGCAUUGUAAUGAAAGUGUGAUCAAAUAUGGUGGAUGCGAGUUGCAAGAAACUCAACUCUAAAUAUACUUGCUGUACAUAUUAUAAAAAAUGUAUUAAUUAAAAUGGUUAUCUUAUUAAAAAUGCACUUUCACACAACAA
Messenger RNA from Ctenopharyngodon idella (grass carp), 3853 nucleotides. It is a transcript of the gene gjc2, whose product is annotated as gap junction protein gamma 2. Gene Ontology annotation, biological process: cell communication. The coding region runs from base 1811 to 3070 and encodes 419 amino acids. Lineage: Eukaryota; Metazoa; Chordata; Actinopteri; Cypriniformes; Xenocyprididae. Gene Ontology annotation, cellular component: connexin complex. The transcript is spliced from 2 exons. The record is from RefSeq and is a predicted model, not a curated record.